Molecule: messenger RNA, 1880 nt
Organism: Manis javanica (Malayan pangolin)
Lineage: Eukaryota; Metazoa; Chordata; Mammalia; Pholidota; Manidae
Gene: MPV17L2
Product: MPV17 mitochondrial inner membrane protein like 2
Biological process (GO): mitochondrial ribosome assembly
Cellular component (GO): mitochondrion; membrane; cytoplasm
Source: RefSeq, a predicted model, not a curated record
UUUCCGCUUACAUAGGUUUCCAUGGAAACUCACCUUUUCCCUACAGGAACACAGGAGGUUAAAUGGGGAUAUAGUUAUGCAGCAACUCGGCGGCCGAAGUUGCAGGUGAUGUGUCCGGAACAAUGCCUAACGUUUUAACUGUUGUUAUCCUGGAAUUGAGGUCAUAUGCCCAGCUGAAGUCAGGACUAAGGUCAAUGUCUGGACCUGACUUCAAAAAAUGGGCUGCGCGCGCAACAGAACUAUAUCCCACGCCACACAGUCGUUGCGGGAUUAGACUUCCCCCCCGGUAGCGCUCCUGGCCGCAGGUCAGAUCCCUUCUUAGGAAUUCUGGGAGAACCUGGAAAUUUGGAGGACAGCUAGACGGGAGAGGCAGUAACUGUCUGUGAUUGGCCAUCUCAACAUGAGAGGCGGGAUGACAGGCAGUGAUUUGCUAGCGUAAUGCUGGACUGCAAUUGGCCAAUACAAUAUUGGGCCUGUAGUAUGGCGACGGUUACCCAUAGGCCGGCACAGAAAGGGGCAGGGAAACAAGGAAAGUGAGUAAUUGGCAAGCGCGGAGUGGCGCGACACUUAUUUGUGAUUGGUCCAUAAGGCACGGAAGAAAGUGUGUCUUCGUUCAGCAAUUGGACCUGGAAUGAAAUAACGGUCUUUUAUUGGCUAAUAACUCUCGGGGCGGGGAAAGUGGAGCGUCGAGCGGUCAGUGAUUGGCCAGUAAGAUUGCCGUCGCUCGUGAAUACAGUAUGCGAUCGGCGAGGACUGCGAGGGGCUGGCGUCCCGGGCGCCGGUUCCUGGAACCGGGCGGGCGAUGACUUCCGGCUGUUGGCGCCGGCUACGCGGCCUAUGGGCCGCCGGGCAACCGCUGUUCCAAGGUCGUGCGCUGCUUGUCACCAACACGCUGAGCUGCGGCGCUCUCAUGGCGGCCGGAGACGGCGCGCGCCAGUCUUGGGAGAUCCGCGCCCGGCCCGGCCAGAAGUUCAACCUGCGGCGCUCAGCAUGUUUGCGGUGGGCUGCAGCAUGGGCCCCUUCCUGCACUACUGGUACCUCUGGCUGGACCACCUGCUCCCCACAUCUGGCCUCCGUAGUCUCCCAAACGUUCUCAGGAAGGUCCUCAUCGACCAGCUGGUCGCCUCUCCCAUGCUGGGGGUCUGGUACUUCUUAGGUCUUGGCUGCCUGGAGGGCCAGACCAUGGGCGAGAGCUGCCAGGAGCUGAGGAACAAGUUCUGGGAACUCUACAAGGCCGACUGGUGCGUGUGGCCAGCUGCGCAGCUGGUGAACUUCCUCUUCGUUCCUCCCCAGUUCCGAGUCACCUACAUCAACGGCCUGACGCUGGGGUGGGAUACGUACCUCUCCUACCUGAAGUACCAGAUCCCAGGCUCCCUGACCCCUCCCAAGCUGCACCCUGGGCAACCUGCAGACUGAGCUGUGCCACCUGCCGACCAGAUGACAGACAGGACAAGACUGACCACCGGCUGACCACCAGCUUAGGCAGGAAGGGAAACAAGCUCCUGCAGCUCCUGAGAAGAGUCCUGCCUAGUCCUGAUACCUGGGCGUAGACUGCCUCUUCUUAGCCCACUACUGGGCCUCAGUUUCCCCAUCUGCAACACAACCAUGAAGAUGGACAGUCAUCUCCCAUCCCUUCUCACUGGCGGCUUCAUUGACUGGUGAGGGAGAUGGCAUAUCCUCUGCAACCGGCCCCAACCACACAUCCCAACCCCUCGAUGCUAUUGUGGACUGGGCUCUGGGCCCAAGGAGGGGUGGGGAAACAUUGCCUGUCCCCUCAGAGCAAGGCCCAGCCUGGAGUCAGUUCCCCAGAAUCUGUCACUUUAGACAGGGUCUCAGGUCUCAUCUUAGGUGGAAAUUCUAGUAAAUUCUGUUGCUGAAAA